Periophthalmus magnuspinnatus is the source of this 6087-nucleotide messenger RNA. RefSeq names its product ST6 beta-galactosamide alpha-2,6-sialyltranferase 1 (gene st6gal1). The record is from RefSeq and is a predicted model, not a curated record. NCBI's taxonomy places the organism in Eukaryota, Metazoa, Chordata, Actinopteri, Gobiiformes, Gobiidae. Gene Ontology annotation, molecular function: sialyltransferase activity. The coding region runs from base 250 to 1713 and encodes 487 amino acids. The transcript is spliced from 10 exons.
GCAGAGAGAGAGAGAGCGCCAGGUCCGCUACUUCUUCAGUGCGCAUCGUGUUUCUCCAAAUGCCACCGGAGCCUCUCUGCGCAGCACCGGACCCGGAGCACCGACACCACGCGCUGAAAACAUGACGCCGAAGAGCCGCUGUGCCCCGGGCCGACCGUGAAGCUCCAUCCGCGAGGAGAUGAGAGUUGUCCUGCAGCCAAACCGUCUCUAAGCAACAGCAGCAUCAGCAGCUAUCGCCGCAGCAACGCCAUGGGCUACAAGAUUUCAGGUGCUGCGAUGGACCGCAUGAGCCCCCUUUGGAGGAUGAGGAGGAGGGCGCGGAGGGGGGCACUGUGCAUGGCAUUCUUCUGCGUUUCCAUGGCGCUGCUGUACGCCUUGUGUGCCGAGAACAGUGUCCCCGUGACCGACGCCAUCUUUGGGGUGAAGGCACGGACCAGGGCACAGCCACGCACCCACUCAGUCACCAAGGUUCAGCGUGGUAAGCCCAUGUACAUCGACCCUCAGAAACUUCCUGGAGUCGUACCAGGUGACCCAAACCGACCAAUCCCAGUGCUUUCAGCUCUUAACCACACCCACCAGGAAACAACCGCCUCCAAACACCUUCAGAAGGAUCACGUGACGAACGGGUUCUUCAAACGUCUCUUCCCACGACCUUUGACACGGGCCCUGGAGACCCUGUUCGGAGGCAGGCGCAGAGGGGAACUGAGCGGGAAGAGCGGAAACGAGUUCUAUGGGCCCAAUGCUCUUCUGGGACAAGUGUGGGACGAAGAUAUGUCCAGCAGCAUGUUGUCCUGGAGGCUUAAGAAAGUGGUGCAGAACUUUCAGGCCAUGAACAAGUACGGAGUGGACCCCCAGAAUCAUGAGGCCUCUGGUGUGAAGCUGACAGGACCCCAGCUGCUCUGUCAGCUGAAGGAGCAGGUGGAGGUGUCGACUCUGACCCAGGACCUCCAGCCCUUCUCCUCUCUGCCCUGGGCGUCGCAGCUGCCGACCCAAAGCAUCGCGGCCGAAGUUGGGCCGUACAAGACCUGCGCCGUGGUGUCCUCUGCGGGCUCCAUGAAGAACUCCAGACUGGGCAAAGAGAUCGACUCCCACGAUGCUGUCCUACGGUUCAACGCCGCUCCAACCACAGGUUUCGAAAGUGAUGUGGGUUCAAAAACAACUCUGCGCCUCAUCAACUCACAGUUGAUGGCGUCGGAGGACCAUCGUUUCCUCUCCUCGUCUCUGUACAGCUCUGGGAUCCUCGUGGCCUGGGACCCGUCACCUUUCUCCGCAGAUCUACACCAGUGGCUGAACCAGACAGAUUACCCAAUCUUCACUCAGUUCCAGAGGUACCGAAGGCUGCACCCGCUGCAGCCCUUUUAUAUCCUGCACCCGCGCUUUGAGUGGCAGCUGUGGCAGAGGAUCCAGGACAACAUGAGGGAGCCCAUCCAAAGGAACCCGCCCUCCUCUGGCAUGCAGGGCACCGUGCUGAUGAUGUCUCUGUGCGAAGUGGUGCACUUGUACGAGUUUUUACCGUCCAAGCGGAAGACGGAACUGUGUCACUACUAUCAGCAUUUCCACGACGCAGCGUGCACUUUGGGCGCCUACCACCCACUGCUCUACGAGAAAAACCUGGUCAAACGGAUGAACCAGGGACCGGACAAGGACAUCUACCUGGAUGGGCGGGUCACGCUGCCGGGGUUCAGCACGUUAAACUGCACUCGGGGCCAGUAGGGGGCGCCACAAUGACCAUAUCUUGCCCACUUUUGCCUCUAAAAGCUUCUGAACUGCACUUUCUUUGUGGUGGCAUUUGCAGUUAAGUGGGAAUCCUAUUCAUUUCAUUGGAGAAUUUGAGAAAGGUUAAUGCUAGAUCAGGGGUGUCUAAACUUUUUUGACCGAGGGACGAAUCUUGAAACACAUUUGAAGUGGAGGGACACAGACCACAGGAGUUAUAGUCACAUUAGUGUAUUUUAUGUAGCUUCAACAGAGCCCCCCGUACCUUAAAUAAGGCUUAGAACAGUCAUUUUAGGUCUGUAUCACUAUGCAACGUGACGCUAUUGACGUGAUCGCGGUAGCAUUACUUAAAUUUGUUUUUAAAAGUUCUGCAUAUAAUCUGUGGAGCCAAUUAAGCAACAGGAAUUGGUCUGGGGGCCGAACCAGACCCCCAGAUCAUAGUUUGAACGCCUCUGUGCUUUGUGAUAACUUCCGUCAGGUUCAGAGGGACAGACGUUAUCACAUAGCUUUGGUUGCCAUGGUAACGUGUUAGCUUCUAAUGCUAUGCACAGGUGUUAUAUUGACUAUAUGACUGUUUUAUGUUUUAGUUUAUCCUUUUUCCUAAACUUAACCAUAACCCGUUUCCUACCUACAUUUCAUCACUUCGAAAAACAAUCAUCGCUUGACCAACCACAGCAGACUGUCCCUCCUGACCCAUUAUUCUAGCAUUAACCUUUGAGAAAAGUUUUGCCCCUAAAAUAUGGAUUCUCCGCAUAGAAUUUAUUUGCUGUAGAGAUCAGCCCCAUGCAAAACAAUACAACUACAACGACAAUGGCGCCCAUGGAUACUAAGAUUUUUGUAUCUAAAUUAAUCAUAGCAUCCUUUAAAGGUGCACUGUGUAACUUGUCUGGUUUCCUCUAUCAGUGUUUCUCCAUGGUGAUGAAAAAGGCAGUAAUAUUACCAUAAAGGUGGUUGACCCUCUAUCAGAAAAUUUACACAAUGCUCCUUUAAAGAUCAAAGGUUGAGGUGCAGUUUUUUGUUAGUGCGUCCUCUGCAUUUGACCCAUCCUUCAGUGUAUCAAAAGCAGCGGGACCCGUCUCCAGGGCUUGAGCUAGUCUUGGUCUAACCUUGCGCUCCUCGUGGGACCAAUCACAGAGCAGCAUUGUGGUUUGGGCGGAGCCAAAGGUCAAGCGCCUGAUGAACCAAAACAAAAAUAGCGACAAAGACGGACGUACUUCAGCCUAUUUUCACACAAAUACAGACUCUCUCCACUGGAUUUAACUCAAGUUUGACCUUUUCUUGGCUUAUUCUGCUGUUGUGGCACUUCGACCAAUCAGCUUGGAGUAUUUAUUCCAACGUCCCGACGGUUCCCGAUCAAUUUCAGCGAGCGCCAUCCCAGAGAGAGAGAGAGUACUACACUUAUCGAGGUUAGGUCAGGACUACCUUAGCUGGAGGAUUUGACCUUUUGUGCAUGUUUUGGGGUUGAUACCUGAAGGAAACUCACACACGACACAGGGAGAACAUGCAAACUGUACUCAGCCCUGACAAUGAAUGUGAAAAGCGCAUGAUAUAAUAUAGACACUGUUUAUAGCAUGAACAUAGUCACUGCCGCACUGAGCUUCACACAGUUUAUAUGAAGUUAUGCACCAAUCAAUACCACUGCUCACGUGAGACAGCUACUUAAAGUUAAAUGGGAUUAUUCACAAAUUUAAGCCAUUUGAACGAAUGUAGAUUUUGUUGUUUGUUUUUUUUUUUGCAGUGCUGGAGGUGUUUUUCAGAGUAACCCGGUGUAAAUAUUAGUGUGCCUGCUGUAUAGACUUGAAAUGACAUUCCUUUGACAAUGGUUUGGGCCUGUUUAAACUGAAUAGGUGGGUCACUACGUGCAACAUAAAACGUAUCAUUAAUUAGAAAAGUUAGUUAGUUUGUUUGUUUGUUUUUUAAUUCCCCAAAAAUGUGCUGUGUAGCAUUUUCAACAGUGGCUCAGUCGGGUGAACGUUUGCCCAUUAACUGGCAGGUUGAAGGUGCAGAGAUUGAGAUUGUGAGAAGAUUAAAGCGUUUAAAGACACGUUUUCCCGGGUAUUUGAGCAAAAAUUUGUCAGAUAUAUUGUGAUUAGGAUGCUCAGAAUGCAUAAGAUAAGUGAGAAAUAACUUUGGACCACUGCAAACCGUUUAAAGAGAAUGACGUUCACCUUUUGGAGCCACUGUCACUCAGACGGGUUUAUAUGUACACGUUUCUGUUUCUCCUCUACUCUGAUUAGGUUGUAGUCAUUUUAAAUCAUAUAUUCUGGACCUAGUUUGGACCCACAGCAGUUGUGAUUUCCCACUUCACUCUUCAACUUGAUGUAAAACAAAUGAAUGCAGUUUUCUAACCAAAGGAUCAAAUGACUGGGUUUAACUGUAGCUUGUUAUUACUGAGAUGUUUGUACAUAAUGUAAUGUUUAAGUCAAGACACUGAUUUCUGCACACUUUUAUUGUACUUGUUUUCGAACGCUUGGUCACACAGAUUCCACAAGUUGCUGUAUUUUAUUUUAUUUUUUACCUUGUGUGAGACCGUUGUGUCCUCUGCAUUUGACCCAUCCUCCUGUGUCUCUGAGUUAUCGAGCUGGAGGAGACAAAUACCACAUAAUAGUAUAUAUGUACAGACUGCCAACAUCAUUUCAGUAACAGAGGAGCGCAGCAAAAGUGAAAUCAGAUUCUUAUUUUAUUUUUUUAAGGAAAAAAACAAAAAAAACUAAUCAGCUCAAUGCUCCAAACCAGCACACUGAAGUAAAAAAGCAAUCAUGGAAGUCACUUUUUCAACAUAUUUUUAUUUAUUUUUGCAUAAUAUCGUCCAUUUCCCCGUACGUGCUGAUCGAUUUGUCUUAUAAAUAGGGAUUCACCGACCGAUAUUGAUGCCGAUACUGAAAACAUUGCUGGAUUGGAGAUUGGCCUCCAAGUAUCGGUUGAGUCGAUGUCCUGGUUGAACAUAUAAGACUAUUUACUGGUCGCAGUCGGCCCAGAAACUCUCAUAAUGUUUGAACUUUGAUUUAUACAAAGCUAUUCUGUAGUUGCUUAAGGCGUAAAUAACAGUUACAUAACACAUUUAGACCAGUUUUGUCUUAUUUUAUUUUUGUUUUAAGGAAGUAAAUGCUGUUUUCAGUCUCUCCCCCUGGAUCGGUUGAUAUUGUGUACUGAUUAAUACUAUAAGCUAUACUAUUGAAAUCAGUACUACUACUUUUAACAUCUCUUUCAAAUUUUCAAAAAGGAAAAAAAAAAAAAAAAAAACACCAAUCAAAAUUUUACUUCCAAAACCAGAUCUUCAGUUUUGUUCAUAUUUUGACUUUUAACCAUCAUCAUUGUACAGUGUGGACGACAAAACAUGCAACAAGACGCAAUAGUAAAUAAAUGAUUUGUAUUCCUAGUUUUACAUUCCCAAACUAUAUGCAAGAUGUACUUUUAUUUAAUGAGUAUAAUCUUUAAAGCUCCUAUAUUACGCAAAAUGAGCUUUAAGCCAUGUUUCAAUGUUGUUACCGCUUCAAAAACAUACGUGAAGUUGUGUUUUGUUUCAUAUUCACACAUGUUUGAGUAAGUUUAUCUACAUCUCCAAAGCUCAAAAUGCUCUGUUCCACCUUGUGAUGUCAUCAAGUGGUAUUUUUCAAGUUAACAGCUACAUUUUCUCUUUUGUUUAGCAGAGAUUGGCAACUCCAGGGCUGAAAUGAUCCAAAUGAUGAUCUGUUCUCAGCCUAAAUCUGUAGGGUUUGUGUGUUAAAUGUGUGAAUGAAACAAAACACAACUCCAGGUCGGUUUGUGAUGAGGAAACAACAUUUUAAAAUAAAUCAAAAAUAGUGUAAUAUGGGCCCUUUAAAAUAUGUAAAAUGAAACUAGAGUAACUGAUCAUUAACUUUUGGUGAACCGCAGGGAUGUUUUUGCUGUUUGCCAGAUAGCUGUUUUGUUCUUGUAAAUGCAUGAAGUAGCAACGCAGCUCUGCAAAGUUUUGUGCCAAAAUUCAAAUGAAAUAUAGUUUUUUAUUGGUAAUUUUGUGUGAAUUUAAACGAGAUUUCUGCUGCAGUGUAAGUAGCAUUCAAAUUGGUUCUGCAUCUCAGACAGUUGAGCAUGUUUUGUGGAUCUAUUUGUUUUAUAAAUAUUAAAGCGCCAUUUUGGUUCAUUCCAUUGUGAAAGUUGAGAGUUUAAAAGGAGUAAGUGACAUUUUGUUAUACUCAGAGGUGGGUAGAGUGGAUAAAAAUGUACUCGAGUAAGAGUAACGUUACUUCAAAAUAUUAUUACUGUUAUUACUGUUACUACUAUUAUUAUUAUAAGAGUAAAAAAAGUUAUUUGGGAAAAGUUACUACUCAAGUAAGAGUAACUUAAAGAGUUACUGUCUUCUGAAUGGUCCCACAUUUCACAGUUUAAUUGUUA